UGAACCCAAGAUGUAUGCAUUCGGGUUCCUGCGUGUCCAGACGUGGCUCUGCACGAAGGACGGCACCCGUGUUCACUUUAGAAGCGGUGCACGGAUAGGAUGGAAGGGCCCUGCUGCAGCCGGGCGGGGCCGGGCGCCGCUGCCUCCUCCCUCCCCCUCCGUGCCCCUUGUCGUGCGAGUGACAAGUCACGUGUCACUACACGCGUGUCAGCCCGCCCGCUCGCCAGCCCCCGCUCGCCCUCCCCGCGCUCCUCCGUCCUCACCCACCAUCCCAGGAGGCGGAAGAGCUCCGGCUGCGGCUGCGGCGGGGGCUGCAGGGCGCGGCACGAGGGGCAGAAGCGGGGCCAGGCCCAGGCGGAGGGCAGCGCCCGGCCGCAGCUCCAGCAGCAAGACCGGGGAGGCGCCGCCGAGCAGGAGGAGGAGGAGGAGGAGGAGGCCGAGGCCGGGGGGGGCCGGGGGAGCCCCCGCCGCGGACCCCGCCUCAGCAGCGCCCCCGCCCGUUGCAGCGGCCACAUCCCGUCCGGACUACGACUCCCGGCGGGCCCCGCGCGGCCCUUCGCCGCCCCCCAUUGGCCCAUGCGCGCGCGCGGGGCUGGCCGGGAGCGGAGGGGGCGGGGCCAGGAGAAAAAGGCGCCAAGAAGAAGCAGGAAGGCGCAGCAGCAGCAGCAGCAAGAGGGCGGCCUACCUCGCAGGGCGGGCGCAGCGCAGCAGGACCCCGGGCGGCCCGGCAUCCCCCCGGCCCGCCCCCAUGUCGCAGCCCUCCCAGUCGCAGCCGGGCUCCGGUGAUGCCGCCGCCGCCGCCGCCGCCUCCUCCUCCUCCUCCUCCUCCUCUUCCAGGGGGCCCACGCAGGGCUCCUCCAGCCAGUCCUCCGCCAGCAGCAGCUCCGGCACCACCCUCAGCUCGCUGGAGACGCUGCCCACCCAGGAGAUGCUGCCCCCCAUCUCCGAGGGCGAGGAGGAGGAGGAGGAGGAGCAGGAGGGGGGCCCGGGCCGGGGGGGGCCGGCCCAGCCCUGGGGGUGCCUCCUGGCCCUGGCCAGCCCCUUCCCCGACUGCGACUGUGUGAAGAACGAGUACUGGUUUGGGCGGGACCCCAGCUGCGACUACAGCUUUGCGAAGCUGGGUUUGGCGGAGACGGAGCUGUACAAGCAGUACAGCAAGAAGCACUUCCGUAUCUUCAGAGAGCAAGUGUUCGAAGGCUGCUACGUGGCCUGCAUUGAAGACACCAGCGCCAAUGGGACUUUCGUCAACUCUCAGCGCGUUGGGAAGGGCAGGAAGCUGCGCUUGGAGCAGCGUGCCAAAAUUGCGCUCUCUCUGCCACAUAACAAAGUGUUUGAAUUCUAUGAUCUCAUGGUGGACGAUCAUCAGUUGAAGUAUCCUAAGGAGCUCAGAGACAAAUAUGUCAUAUCAAAAACUUUGGGCAGUGGUGCCUGUGGAGAGGUGAAGCUGGCCCUUGAGAGGGCCACCUUGGAAAAAGUGGCCGUCAAGAUCAUCAACAAGCGGAGGUUUAUGGCAAAGGAUUUGCCAGAGCAGGACAAGCCUUUCAAUAUAGAGACAGAAGUGGAGAUUUUGAAAAAGAUCAACCACCCCUGCCUAAUUAAGAUCAUCGACUUCUUUGAGGGAGAAGACUUCUACAUUGUGUUGGAGCUGAUGAGAGGCGGGGAGCUGUUUGACAGGGUCCUGCCCCCAGCAGAGCUGGCUGAAGCCACCUGCAAGCUUUAUUUCUACCAGAUGCUGCUGGCUGUGCAGUACCUGCACAACAGUGGCAUCAUUCACCGAGAUCUGAAGCUGGAGAACGUGCUCUUAUCGUCUCAUGAGGAGGAGUGUCUGAUCAAGAUUACAGACUUUGGACAAUCCAAGAUCCUUGGAGAAACUUCUCUCAUGAAGACCUUAUGUGGCACACCUGACUACCUUGCUCCUGAAGUUCAGGAUUCUGCUCAGACCCUUGGAUACAGGCGAUCUGUGGACUGCUGGAGUUUAGGAGUGAUUCUCUUUAUGUGCCUCGUCGGACACCCACCCUUCGCCAAAAAUGCCCGUCUCUCCCUGAGAGAGCAGAUUGCCAGGGGAGAGUACUACUACUGCAAAGAGAGAUGGAAUCGCGUCUCGAAAGAAGCCUUUGACCUUGUGAAGAGGCUCCUGACGGUGGAUCCAGACAAGCGCCUGAAAAUAGAAGCGGCCUUGGAGCACCCCUGGCUUCAGGAUGAAAGUAUGAAGAGCACCUUCCAACAGUUAAUUGCCCCAACACAGGACUCUCUACCCACCCCAGGAGCACAGACUCGGGUAUCUAUAUUUCUCACGCCCCCCUCCACCAGCAGGAAGCGGCACUUGGAAGAGGAAGACCUGCCAGGGCCCUCCAAGCUGCUGAAAAGAGAGGAGAAAGAGGAGGAGGAGGAGGAGGAGGAGAAGAAGCAGCAGCCCUGAUCUGAAGAGUUCCUGGCUUCCUUUUGUAGACUUUUUAAAUACCGGUGAAUGUCUUGUCAACUGUUUUGGAAUACAAAUCAUGGUUUAAUAAUUUAAAAAGCCCUUUCUCAAAAAGCAGCAAUUGGAAGCUUCUCUCUGGGCAAGGGAAGGGGCAGGCGGGCUAGGGGCGCUUCUCUCCAGCUGCAGCAAGCCCCUUCCGGUCUCAAAAUUCUGAGAUUCCAAAAGCUUUGAACAGGGUUGCGGGAGAGGCUGCACCAUCUUGCUUGCUCUCCUGAUCCAGCACGAGUUCUUUCUCUGUGCCUCCUUGGGGAAGGAGUGAGGACGCUUCCGGAUUAGGGAGGGCCAGGGUCACCACAGAGAGUUGCCAUGGAGAGCAUGCUCAGUGUGCUCAAAUGAGGCUCCUUUCUGUUUUCUGCCCACAACCCCUGUCAACUUUUCAUUCCUUCUUAAAAUAUCGAAGCAAGGAAAUCCAAAUUCUGCAAAAAAGCAUCAGAUGAUGUUUUGCAUCAAAGUAACUGAAACUACAAUAGUGUAUUAAAAGGCAAAUGUGAAGUGCUGUGAAAUGCUUGGAGAGCUGGCAAGGAGAGAGCAUGCUCCGUUGAAGCCCGUGCCCCUACCCUGAAGGGCGAUCUGUCAGAGAAACUUUAUCUUGCACAGAGACAUUUUGAAUGCUGGCAUGAAGGGAGCAUGCUCCGUCUCUCCAGUUGUAGUCAGUACCUUUCUUUACUUUGCAUGGCACAAUGGUGAGUUGGUUUUAUUGAGUUAAAAUAUAACAGGAGAUUUUAACUUCUCA
Molecule: messenger RNA, 3212 nt
Organism: Hemicordylus capensis (graceful crag lizard)
Lineage: Eukaryota; Metazoa; Chordata; Lepidosauria; Squamata; Cordylidae
Gene: CHEK2
Product: checkpoint kinase 2
Exons: 14
Coding region: 11-2419 (802 amino acids)
Biological process (GO): protein phosphorylation; mitotic DNA damage checkpoint signaling
Cellular component (GO): cytoplasm; nucleus
Molecular function (GO): ATP binding; protein binding; protein serine/threonine kinase activity
Source: RefSeq, a predicted model, not a curated record